Messenger RNA from Sclerotinia trifoliorum, 1467 nucleotides. NCBI's taxonomy places the organism in Eukaryota, Fungi, Ascomycota, Leotiomycetes, Helotiales, Sclerotiniaceae. The record is from the annotation of a GenBank genome assembly.
AACCUCAUUUCCUUAUGUUUACUUUUCCCAUCAGCAUCCUCAAAAUGUUACAUGGUUCUCCCUUGACUUGUGGAACAUUGAACUUCCGCAAUCAGGGUCUAGUUUCGUUUCUUCAACCUUUCAACCCCUCCAAAGUCAACUCGCAGACCGUUGUCGCAAGAAACCAUUUGCAUGCUCUAGACCGGUCUAUCAAAGGUUGAAGUAAACGAAUUGAUUAUCGCUGCCUCUGCAAGAGCACAGUAGAAACUGUUAAAGAAUUACCUAGACUGUCAGUCAGUCAGUCACAAAGGAACACUAUCUGAAGAACUACCUUCCUGGCCUCGAGGCUAUCUAGGGGAGAACACUACCCUAGAACUUGACAACUCUGGAUCAACAUUGAUUCGCAAAAUCCUAAUUGAUUUACAAAAGAGAACUAUCCAAGAAAAUCUAUCUUGACAAAGCUCAAUUGAGCUCCGCCAAUUCCAACCUCACCAAAUCAGAUUUAAUACCUAGGACUCUUUGCAGCUUUCCACCUCCCACAAUGCCACCAACCGAAUCCACAAUCUUGACCAACUUCCUCAUCCCUCCCGCCUCUCUCCCAACAAUCAUCUCCCUCCAAUCCUUCACAUCCCUCUUCCCUCGCUCCCAACAAUCAUCCCCUGCAAUCCGCACCCUUUAUCGCGAUCUCCAACAUCAGCGCGCACAAUUACUCGAUAAAGUUACUGCGAACAUCGAACAAGAAGUACGACGUGGAAAAGCCAUGGAAAGAGCUGUUGUAAGGGGUCGAAGACAAGAUGAGAGAACUGCGCAAGACGACGAGGUGGAUAUUGAGCGUGCUGUUAGUUUUUCCCUUCCCUUCCCUUCCCUUCCCCUUCCCUUCCCUUCACUUCCCUUCCCUCCUCUUCACUUUCAUCCGCACAAACUCAAAAUCUAACUAACACCUCCUCCACAGCUCUUCCACCAAACUCAAAACCUCCCCCAUUCAACCCCGCACUCCCUGAACUCCAUCCUUCCAGCCCUCAGCUCCGCAGUCGAAGAUCUAGCAGAUGAGAUCGCACGCCUGGAUACUGAAGCCGAAGAACUAGUUGCUGAAAUGCAGAAUACGAUUGGUGGAUUGAGUGAUUUGCGCUAUGGACGGUUGGCAAAUACAGGAUUAAAGGCGCAGCUACUGGAGGGAUUAGAGAGGCUUGAGGAGGCUGCGACAAGAAAGUGACGGGUUGGUUGUGAAGUAUAUGGAUUUCGUGGAGUGAGAUAUCAGAGCUAUAGGAUGGCGAAAGGAAAACGUAUACUCGGUCAAUCGAUGCGCGCAGUAGGAACGGUAGGUCUUCGGAGCCGCGUAUGGCAAUGCAUAUUUCGCGCACUUGGGGGACUGCCGAAGCUGAAAACUGGCUUUAAUAUAUGGGAAGUGGAAAAUAUGCCUCCCUAGAAGCUGUGUCGCACUAUAUAAUGGAAGCUAGCGCGUGGACUUUGUUCGGGAUAUGAUCGUAU